AUGGAGACGACCUUUGACAUGAAAUCCAGGACCAGAUUCGGAACAUGGAACAUCAGGACAAUGCUAGAAACUUCACGCCUGGCACAAGUCAUUCACGAAAUGGAUAGAUAUAGGCUCCAGGUGCUCGGUCUAUGCGAGACAAGAUGGUCCGAGCAGGGUGAACACAUCACCUCGGACGGGCACAUGCUUCUCUUCUCCGGCAAACCAACAAAUGAACCCCACGCCUCAGGCGUGGUGCUCAUGGAUGACUUUAACGCCAAAGUCGGCCAAAACAAUAACGGGCUGGAGCAUGUCAUGGGCGCCCACGCGCUAGGACAAAUGAACAAUAAUGGUGAGCUCCUCACCGAAUUCUGCUCGACCCAGAAUCUAAUAAUCGGGGGAUCGAUAUUCCCACACAAGGACAUUCACAAAGCAACGAUCAGCAAAAUGUGGAGGGGUUCUCUCCUGGAUGUAAGAGCAAGACGUGGCGCCGAUGUAGCUAGUGAUCACCACUUGGUUACCGGCGCAAUGCGCAUAGAAGUAGCAAAGUACAAAGCAAAAACGAAUAUACACAAGCGGAAACAUUUCGCGACUGAAAAACUUAAGGAUCCCAAGUAUAAAGAUGCCUUUGUCACGGAGAGCGUCAUCGGCUUCAAAGAACGAAAUAAAGCCGUGUGGCUAACGUCGGAGACAUGGAACCUGAUCAACCGGAGAAGGGAACAGAAACAACAAAUACUCAAUGCCAAAACAUUAGACGAGAAAGACAACGCUAGUAGGAGCUACAUGCAGCUUAAUAAGCAAGUAAAACGUAGAGCCAGAAAUGACAAAAGAAAAUGGGUGGAGAGCCUAGCAGACAAGGCGCAGAUCGCUGCCGAGUCGAAUAAACCCCGGGAAUUAUACACUAUCACGCGAACACUAGCGAAUAAGAACAACAUUCGUAACUAUCCGCCACAGAACAGCCCGGCGAGACCUCCCCAAUAUAACGUCACAGACGAGAGGACGCUCCCUGGUUUGAGUGAUGACCCUCCUACCCUUGCGGAAAUAAAGAAAGCCAUCCGCAACUUGAAGAACAAUAAAGCCGCUGGCGUCAACGGCAUCCCGUCCGAGCUGCUCAAGGCCGAUAUAAAUUUGACGGCCAACUUGUAUCAGCCAAUCAUAAAGGACAUGUGGGAGAACGAGGAACUGCCAGAUGGCUGGGACACCGGAUUAAUAGUAAAAUUGCCGAAGAAGGGUGACUUAAAGAACUGCGAGAAUUGGCGUGUAUCACACUUCCGAAUUGCUCGGCCAAAAUACUAG
Messenger RNA from Temnothorax curvispinosus, 1275 nucleotides. RefSeq lists its product as uncharacterized. The transcript has 5 exons. The coding region runs from base 1 to 1275 and encodes 424 amino acids. The record is from RefSeq and is a predicted model, not a curated record. NCBI's taxonomy places the organism in Eukaryota, Metazoa, Arthropoda, Insecta, Hymenoptera, Formicidae.